Messenger RNA from Closterium sp. NIES-65, 1158 nucleotides. The record is from the annotation of a GenBank genome assembly. Lineage: Eukaryota; Viridiplantae; Streptophyta; Zygnematophyceae; Desmidiales; Closteriaceae.
AUGGGCGCCUAUCUCUAUGGGCGCAUAUCUCUAUGGGCGCCUAUCUCUACGGGCGCCUAUCUCUAUGGGCGCCUAUCUCUAGGGGCGCCUAUCUCUAGUGGCGCCUAUCUCUAUGGGCGCCUAUCUCUAGGGACGCCUAUCUCUAUGGGCGCCUAUCUCUAUGGGCGCCUAUCUGGGCGCCUAUCUCUAUGGGCGCCUAUCUCUAUGGGCACCUAUCUCUAUGGGCGCCUAUCUCUAUGGGUGCCUAUCUCUUUGGGCGCCUAUCUCUAUGGGCGCCUAUCUCUAGGGGCGCCUAUCUUUAUGGGCGCCUAUCUCUAUGGGCGCCUAUCUCUAUGGGCGCCUAUCUCUAGGGGCGCCUAUCUCUAUGGGCGCCUAUCUUUAGCGGCGCCUAUCUCUAGGGGCGCUUAUCUCUAUGUGCACCUUUCUCUAUGGGCGCCUCUCUUCAGGGGCGCCAAUCUCCAGAGGCGCCUAUCUCUUUGGGCGCCAAUCUCUAUGGGCGCCUAUCUCUAUGUGCGCCUAUCUCUAGGGGCGCCUAUCUCUAUGGGCGCCUAUCUCUAUGGGCGCCUAUCUCUAGGGGCGCCUAUCUCUAUGGGCGGGUGCCUAUCUCUAGGGGCGGCUAUCUCUAGGGGCGCCUAUCUCUAUGGGCGCCUAUCUCUAGGGGCGCCUAUCUCUAUGGGCGCCUAUCUCUAUGGGCGCCUAUCUCUAUGGGCGCCUAUCUCUACGGGCGCCUAUCUCUAUGGGUGCCUAUCUCUAGGGGCGCCUAUCUCUAGUGGCGCCUAUCUCUUUGGGCGCCUAUCUCUAGGGGCGCCUAUCUCUAUGGGCGGGCGCCUAUCUCUAGGGGCGCCUAUCUCUAUGGGCGCCCAUCUCUAUGGGCGCAUAUCUCUAUGGGCGCCUAUCUCUACGGGCGCCUAUCUCUAUGGGCGCCUAUCUCUAGGGGCGCCUAUCUCUAGUGGCGCCUAUCUCUAUGGGCGCCUAUUUCUAGGGGCGCCUAUCUCUAUGGGCGCCUUUCUCUUUGGGCGCCUAUCUCUAUGGGCGCCUAUCUCUAUGGGCGCCUAUCUCUAUGGGCGCCUAUCUCUAUGGGCGCCUAUCUCUAUGGGCGCCUAUCUCUAUGGGCGCCUAUCUCUAUGGGCGCCUAUCUCUAGGGGCGCCUAUCUCUAG